AUGUGGAUGCAGCAUGAGCAAUUCAAUGAGUUUAUUUCUGAUGUUUGGGGACAAGCUGCUAGAUCAGCCUUGGAUAAAACUUAUCAGUUGGUUCAGCCGCUAAAAGAUUGGAAUGUUAAUGUUUUUGGACAUGUUAAGAAGCGGAAGGCCUGUUUGUUGGCUCGUCUUAAUGGUAUUCAAAAAGCUUUGUGCAGGGGCUCAAAUACUUUUUUGAGUAAAUUGGAAAUUUCUUUGAUUGAGGAGUAUAAUUGUGUGCUGGAGCAAGAGGCUAUGUUAUGGAAACAAAAAUCCAGAUUACAGUGGCUUCAAGAAGGUGAUCGAAACACCAAAUUCUUUCAUCUUACUACUAUUAUUAGGCGGCGGAGGAAUAAAAUAGAGAGAUUAAAGAAUAAUGAGGGGGUUUGGGUUGAGGAAGCUCAAGACAUUAAAGGUUUGGCUAUGGCAUAUUUUGAGCAGUUGUUUUCUCAAGAAUUUGUGGAGCACAGAGAUCUGACUUUACCUAAGUUGUUCCCUGUUAUUGAUUCGGCUGAUUUGGAGUUGCUUGAGAAGAAUAUUGACAUGGCUGAGAUUAAGCGAAGUUUGUUUGGGAUUGGAGGUUUGAAAGCUCCUGGUGUAGAUGGGUUCCCAGCUUGUUUCUAUCAAGCUCAAUGGAAUAAAUGUGCUGAUGAUAUUUUCGCUUUGGUGACUCAAGCUUUUCAGAAUUGCAGCAUCCCUGACAGGCUGAAUUACACUUUAAUAACUUUGGUGCCUAAAGUGCAAAGCCCCCCAGUCUAUGGUUCAGUUUAG
Messenger RNA from Prunus armeniaca (apricot), 786 nucleotides. NCBI's taxonomy places the organism in Eukaryota, Viridiplantae, Streptophyta, Magnoliopsida, Rosales, Rosaceae. The record is from the annotation of a GenBank genome assembly.